Messenger RNA from Platichthys flesus (European flounder), 8122 nucleotides. It is a transcript of the gene wwc1, whose product is annotated as WW and C2 domain containing 1. Gene Ontology annotation, biological process: regulation of DNA-templated transcription; negative regulation of organ growth; regulation of hippo signaling. Gene Ontology annotation, cellular component: cytoplasm. The record is from RefSeq and is a predicted model, not a curated record. The coding region runs from base 770 to 4348 and encodes 1192 amino acids. The transcript is spliced from 21 exons. Lineage: Eukaryota; Metazoa; Chordata; Actinopteri; Pleuronectiformes; Pleuronectidae. Gene Ontology annotation, molecular function: molecular adaptor activity; kinase binding.
GUGUCGGGGUGUGUGAUGUGAUUGACGGUGGACCGGCCGAAGUGAUCGGGACCGUGAAGACUUCAUCGCCGCUCCGCGUCCCUCCUCCCCGGGUACUUCUGCACGGAUCACCGCGCAACUUCUCACACGACUUCCCCGCACACUUUAGCGGUGUUUUACCGGCAGAGGAUCGGCCCGGAGCCUCCGUGUGUUCGGCGGGGAUCGGCGGUGUUCGUUGCCCCGCGGCUGGAGGCUAGCAUCGGUUACCGCUGCUAAACAUGGUGGCCUGUAGGCAGGGGGACGGAGGCGCGAGCCCGGGCUGCGAGCUGCUGUAGACGGGGAGCUGUCUGGAAACACACCGGGAGCCGCACCGCACAUCCCGCGGGGUUCACACCGAAGCUCUGAGGACUUUUUGAAAAGGACGCGGGGAAGUUUGAGUGCUGAAGCCGACGCGCGGAGCAGCAGCGGCGGCGUCAGCAGCACCGGCCGCGCGCCGUGGACCGUGGAUAAUCCCCCGCAGAGGAAAAGUUUCCCUCCCGGUUUGGAGACGAGUUCCAGAAACAUGCGCAAAGCUGCGGAGCCGGAAGCAGCACGAGCGGGUCGGAGGAGCGCGUGAAGAACUUCUCCCCCCUGCGGGACAUUCUCCGGAGUACCAUGGAUCGCGGUUCCUUCCUCACGCAGACCUGGAGCUUCGGGAGGAGGCGCUGAUGAAGAGGAGGAUGAAGGUGAUGGUUUCUCGCGGGUAGGAUUCCGAGCACAGAGCGGGUCAUUACAUGGAGACUCGCCUGACAUGCCCAGGAAGGAGUUGCCACUACCUGAGGGUUGGGAGGAGGCCAGAGACUUCGAUGGAAAGGUCUACUACAUCGACCACAUCAACCACUGCACGAGCUGGAUCGACCCCAGAGACAGGCAGACGAAGCCUCUGACGUUUGCCGACUGUAUUGGGGAUGAGCUGCCGAUCGGCUGGGAGGAGGCGUUCGACCCCCAAGUCGGAGCUUACUAUGUCGACCACAACACCAAGAAGACCCAGCUGGAGGACCCGCGGGCCCAGUGGCAGCGGGAGCAGGAGGCCAUGCUGCGGGACUACCUGGCCGUGGCCCGGGACGCCCUCAGCGCCCAGAAGGAGAUCUACCAGGUGAAGGAGCAGAGGCUGCGGCUGGCGCAGCAGGAGUACCGGCAGCUGAACGACGCCUGGAGGGACAAGACCACGUCGCAGACCAGCUUGAAUUCAAGAUCAUCGUCUUCCAGCAAGUACGACCCCGAUAUCCUGAAAGCAGAAAUCGCCACCUCUAAAAGUCGGGUGAACAAGCUGAAGCGGGACCUGGCCUGUAUGAAGCAGGAGCUGCAGUUCAAAGAACAAGGCUUCGAGACCCUCAGAGGGAUCGACCAGAAGGUAUCGAGCUUCCCGUACGGCUUCAAGCUGCAGGAGGCGCAGGCCAUCCUGAGCGAGGUCCGCUCCAUCCGAGACGCCAUCAGCUCCGGGGAGAAGGAGAAACAGGAGCUCAUGCAGAAACUGGCGGUGCUGAAGGACGGUUUCCAGCUGGACUCUGGGUCGCAGCCCGAUCUGUGGGGCAGCAGUCCCUCGCUCGCCAACUCCGAGCUGUCCAUCCCGCGGCUCUACUCGGACGCCGGCUCUCAGACCGACAUCCCUGCAGAGUUCCUCAGCAGCAGCAACAAACUGGCCGAGAAGGUUCGCCUGAGUCUGAAGUACGAGGAGGCCAAGAGAAGGAUCGCCACCAUCGAGGUGCAGAUCGCCAAACUGGACAGCGAGGCCUGGCCGGGGCUGCUGGACCCCGAGCGAGACCGGCUCAUCCUCAUCAACGAGAAGGAGGAGCUGCUGAAGGAGCUGCAGUACGUCAGGCCCCGUCAGCGGCUGCAGCCCAACGACGCCGAGAAGCUGGAGUCCGAGAAGAAACGCCUGGAGAGAGACCUGCAGGCCGCCAGAGACAACCAGAGCAAGGCUCUGACCGAGAGGCUGCGACUUCACUGCAAGAGAAACAAACUGGUCCGGGAGCUGGAGGAGAUGGUUCGACUGGCGGCGUCACUUCACACUCAGCUGAAAAGCCUCUCAGCCAGCACCUUGUCCUGUUCCUCCGGCAGCAGUCGAGGAUCCUUGACGUCCAGCCGCGGUUCCCUCGCCACCACCUCCAGCCUGGGCUCCACCUCCUCGCUCAGCUUCACCGACAUCUACCUGGAGCAGCCCGAGCUGGCCGACCCGGACUUCCAGAACAAGCUGGACAGCCUCCUGCAGGAGGGCGGCCCGGGCGGCUACCGCCCCUCCAGCUCCAUCACCACCAUCCACGAGCACGAAGUGGUGACGGGCUGCGGGGGCAGGGACGCUGUGACGCCCGAGGACAAAACGGGAGGGGCGGGAGGAGACACGGGAGGCCCAGCAGGGGGCGGAGGAGCGGAGCCGGGCUCCACCAGGAUCCAGGCCCUCAGACUCUCAGAGACUCCUCGCUCCAUGAGCUCUUUAUCGCCUCGCUCGUCCCUCUCCUCGCUCUCUCCGCCUUGCUCCCCGCUGGUCACGGACGCUAGCUCCCUGUCCGGUGAGACAUUCACAGGCCGGACGGGUCCCGGAGGAUUAGGCCUGGACCUGGAGCUCCACAGUCGGCUCACGGAGCUGGAGCUCAGCCUGGACGCUCAGGAGCAGCGACAGGACGAGAGCUCGGGGGGGCUGGAGGAGAAGCAGAACGUCAACACCGCGCUCAGCGGGGACGUCAAAGACUCGGCUCCUCAGCUGAGGGGGCCGGGCCAGAAGAAGGUGGGCGUGUCCUCGGCGGUGUCUGACGAGUCGGUGGCCGGUGACAGCGGCGUGUACGAACCUUCAGAGCGCCAGCCGGGCCUCCCUGCCGACCUCCUCCUCGGCUCCUUCGAGGAGCGUUUGGCGCCCGACGGCUCUCAGGUGCAGCUCGGCUUCCGCUACGAGUCCAGGGACCAGCGCUUCACCGUGUCCGUCAUGCAGCUGUCCAACUGCAGCGCCCUCUGUCUGCCGGCUGACCAGAAAAUGUAUGUGCGUGUGGCGGUGCUGCCCUGCGUGGAGACCUCCCGCUGCCUGUUCCGAACCCGCGGCUCCUCGUCCCAGGACGCCGUGGAGAUCAAUGAGGUGUUCGGCAUGCAGAUAUCCCAUGGUGCACUGCGCCAGAAAACCCUGAGGGUGGACGUGUGCACCACCAGCAAGUCGGGCCACGAGGAGUGUCUCGCCGGCGCUCAGAUCAGUUUGGCUGAAGUCAGCUGUUCGGAUGAGAGACGCACAAAGUGGUACAACCUGCUGAGCCGCGCCUACAUGCCCGACAUCAACAAGGAGGACGAGGAGAGCAGAGCAGCCGGAGGCUCCGACCGGACGCGUGUUUCCAGCAGCGACACGGUCGGAGCUUCUGAGGACGACGAGUGGCACGGCGACCCGCUGGAGGCCGACCUGUUCGAAGAGGAAGAAGGAAAUGGCGUGGGGGGAGUGGGGCCUCUGGAGGAAGAAGAGUUAUAUCCCGACAGCAGCCAAUGGGAAGCAGAGGAAGAGGGGGAGGAGGAAGAGGAGGCAACUGAACCUCCUCCUCCUCCUCCUCCUCCUCCCACAACAGGAGCACGGAUCCCAGAGAAGGUGAACAAGGAGACAAAUGUCCACGGUUUGUCCUCGUCCCAGCACUGCUCCGUGGUCCGUCCCAAAGAGCGGCGCCCGGACGUCCACCAGCAGAACCCGUUCAUGAGAGGGAACACCAUCAUCCGCUCCAAGACCUUCUCCCCCGGACCUCAGAGCCAGUACAUCUGCAGGAUAAACCGCAGUGACAGCGACAGCUCCACGCUCUCCAAGAAGUCGCCGUUUGUCAGAAACGCCUCGGAGAGACGCAGCAUGCGCAUGAAGAAGCCUCCAGUGCAGGUCAAAGGUCUGGACGGGCUCCUGCGGACGUCCAUGGACCUGGAGCUGGACCUGCAGGUGUCCCGGACGCGACAGACCCGGCUGGCCCAGGAGCUGCGGGUUCUGCGGGAGCUGAAGACUCAGCUGGAGAAGGCGAGACAGCUGGGCCAGAGAGAGCUGCCCGCCUGGGUCCAAGAAGACGAGCGCUUCCGCAUCCUCCUCAAACAGGCGGAGAAACAGGUGAGUGACCGUCCUGCGUGGAGUCAGUCCUCAGAAGUUCAUCCACUUCCUGUGUCUGAGCUGAACGCCUCUGGUCGACUUCCUGUUCAGACUCGAGAGGAGCAGCUGCAGGGGAAGCGAGUGGAGAAGAGGAUGCGAGCAGCAGCCAAGGACGUCCACAAGAUCCGGGGCCAGAGCCGCAAAGAGGUUCCUGAGGUCCAGACCUUCAGAGAGAAGAUGGCGUUCUUCACACGAGGGCGGAGCAGCAUCCCCGACCUGCCGGCCGACAGCGUGUAGAGAAGCAUUUCAAAGUACCCCCCCACCACCACCACCACCCCCCAGUCUCAACCUGCUGUUCCCACAAAUGAAGCAAAUGUUUGGCGGUGUUAUGAAGAAUUAAAAAAUAUAUAUAUAAUAUGUUUUAGUAGAAAAACAGACAAAAAAACGUGAAGAAACCGAUUUUUAAAGCGUGUUUCUACUGCGGAUAGUGUUCAUUUGUAAAUUAGUGACGGCACUGCUUUCGUUUUUAUUUCCCUCUCUUCAUGUCUUUGAGUUUCUGUGACUAACAGGAUGUUUAAAGACUUUUAAAUCAUUCCAGCACAAAGUCACUCAGCUACGUACAAAGAGCUUUGUACGGAAACAGCACAUUUAAACAUAAAGAGCCAACUUCAUGUUUAUCGGAAGCACAAAAUGAAAUCAGACGACGGUACUACAGGAAAAAACUUCGGCUGGUGAUAAAACUAGAAUGAAUAUCUGCUCUUUAGUGAUAUUUGAUACUUAAAAUCACGUGUUUUUGUACUUUAUACUCAGACAAACGUACGAGCACACUUUGAUUUUCCUUUUUUAGAACUUUGUUUGUUUUUAUUGUUUUUCCUCACCACUCGUGAACAUGGAUGUUUCCUAAGACUUAAAUCUUUAAUAUUGUUUCACGUCAAAACCCUUUUUUACACGAUUUAACACGAAGUCAGAGUCUGAAGUAAAAUCUCUGUUUGUUCGCAUCUCGUACUCACGCAGUUGUUCUCGUCUUCCCUCUUCACUUGGUGUUUACUGACCCCUGGUGGUCGAGACACUGGUCAUUUCUAACCAAAUCCAUGAGGACUGAAACCUUAAGAAUUAUAACUUGAAUAUUUCCAAACCCAACACAGUCAUGGGGUCGACCUCCUGACGCUGGUCUGAGGUGCAAGGCAGCGUGUCGUCAGCCAAACGUCGGAUUCACUCUUUACUUCACGAUAACUCGGAGAAGGAAACUUUGUUAAACCAACUGGAUCUGAGGUGAAAAGUGUCACGAUGGUCACACACACACACACAGACACACACUCAUGGAGGUGUAGAAACCGCACUAACACUCAGGUAGUUGAUCGGAUAGUCUGCACUUUAACACAAAACGUACUGGAAUGAUGAUUGUUGUUGUUGUUGAAACACACAGGAAGUGAAGAUCCAAUGUAUUUUUGAUGACUGUGAACUUCUUAUUGAUUCUUUGAUUGUUUGACUGGAAGUGACUAAACCCCGCCCCCUUCACGAGAGCUCACCAGCAGCCAAUAGGAAGACAGACGUCGUCCUGAGCUUCAAUCUGAAUGGCUGGAUAAAAUAUUGUCUGCCCUGAUGAGAACUGUUUUAUCAGGUUUAUAUAAUUUUGAUGUUUUCCCUGUGAAACUGGAUAUUUGAGACACGUAUCUGCGUCUCUUAGAACUGGACGUUAACACGGUGCCCAGCUAAACUAUCGAUAUUAUGGAUUUGGAUCAUAAUUCUAUUGUUCACACUCAACUGAGAAAAUAGUGGAGCUGCUGGAGAUCAUGAUAUCUGCUUCAGGAGUAGGAUACUGAAAUGUUUAAUUAAAAAUCUUUUCUGAUAAAUAAAUAUGUCCAUCUUGCUUUUACAGCUUGUUCAGAUGCCCCCAAGUGGCCAACAUUUAAAUGACAGGAAAUUUGAAUUUGUACUUUUUGUUGUUUCAUGACAAUUAAUUAGAGGUAUUUAUAAAUGCCAAUAACAGGGACAUACAGUACAAAUAAAUAAAUAAAUCUAAAUAAAAAACACUUAGAAAAGAAGCAAAACAGCUGAUCUCGAUGAUGCAGUUCCCAAAACAUACAAAAAUGUUCGAGGGAAGGAUUUAGAGAAAAGUUUACAAAUUUAAGAAUUCCUCAAGUUACUUUCUCCGGUGAACAAACUCCUCGUUUAUCAAUUUAUUCCCCGACUGUUUCAAAAGAAUUUCCAUUUAUUAUAUCUGAGGCCAUGACACUUCUGCUCCGCCCACGUGACACGAGCAUGCGGAUCCAUCGCCGUCUUUCUGUUCCCGAUGUGAACUCGAACGUUGCUGACAGGAAUCCAGAUGCUGCUGUCCUCCUCAUUCCAGAUGUGUCUUAUUUGGACUGUUUGCAGAAACGCAGCAGCUUUGAAAAAGAGAGAAUACGAAUUUAAAGAUCUCAGAAUCAUGUUAAUCAUCUGUUGCCUUCUAUUCUUUAAAAGACCAACGGAGGACGAUUGGAUUUUGACCUUUUAAAAUUGUCUCUACUUCCUGUUUCCUUCUUUUUACGUCCCUCUCAAAAACAGACUUGAUUUUACGAUAAAUAAAUUCUGAAAAAAAGGACGAUUGAUUGUUUCACCACAUUCAGGUAGAAGUAGGAAUAUUUUUGCACAAACGUCUAUGAAAAUACUACGUAUCCUACAAGUUCAUGAUAAUCACACAACACUAUGAAAUUAUUCACGUGUAGCUGAAUGAAACGCUGAGAGGACGAUAACGACCGGGCUGCGUUCACAUCGUAGGAAGUUCAACGUAAUCAGGAUAUCGAUGUGAGAUCAGUCUGAACAGUCGAUCAGUAUCAGAUCAACACCAAAGAUUUAACAACUCGUGUUCACGCUGAAACAACAGGCUCCUGGAGUCGUGGUCGUCUGACGCUCACGAGUCUCGUGUGUUUUCAUCAACUGGUCGGGAGCGACAGACUUUUCUCAGCAACAAUGAAGAAAUGUUAGCAUUUAGCGAAAAAUCCUCAUCUUCCACUUAAGUAAUAAUCAGACGAAACAUGGGAGCAAAAGGGCAAUUCAAAAGUUACGUCAAUUUAGAUCCGACUGUUCAGACUGAGAUCACGUGAAAGUGUUGGAGUCACAUGAGUGCCCCCUGCUGGUGAACCCAGCCCCCUGCUGGUGAACGCAGCCCCCUGCUGCCCCCUGCUGGUGAACGCAGCCUCGUGCAAGUUAUUCGUGAAACACUGUGAAAUGAGUGAAAGUCUACAGAGUCGUGAAGGUGCCUUCAGAGAGUACGGAAGAUGAUCAGGGCCGUAUUCAAUUUAUUUUUAAAUUCUUUCAGAAUUGUAUUUUCCGUAUCUUUUCAUCUUCCGUAGGGCGCAACAACUCAAACGUUUUCGUUCCUUUUUUAUUUCCUGUUUUCUUCUUUUAUUUCAUCUCGUGCCCAAACAACCAUCUGACGCAGAGAAGCUGAACCUGUGGAGAAACGUUUGUGUUCAUUUUCUUAAUGUACGGUUUAUUUUGUAUUUUCCUCCACGUGUAGACGCAGUAGAUUUGAGUUAUAGAACUUUUUGUCGCCGUCUGUGUCGUUAAAAUCCACUUUGUCAUGAUCGAAUGUGGUUUCACCUUUAAAACAUUAAAAGACUUGUUUAUCAGAAAGGUCUGGAUGAAGGAAUGUAGGUUUUUAUUUUGACAAAUCAUGAUCUUUGAGAAAAUAAAACAAAGGCUGUUCGUCACAUGAUUAUUUUUUCAUCGUGUAGGUUGUGAUUUAAUUUCCUUUUGAAGUUCAAGUGUAUUUUUUCCUUGUGUAAUGAUUUUUUUUUGUAUUCUAAUGAAUCUGUUUGUGUUGCGACUGGUGCCGAAGCUGGAGACGUGCACGGAGGCGGCUCGAGGAACAGGCAGCAUGUAUUUAUUGCACUUUUGUGAUUUGGGUGUGCUUUUCCUGUUUUUGUUUUUUCUUUUCAUCGAGAGAGUUCUGAAAAGCUGUGAAUUUUAUUCUCGGACACUGUUCUGUCGACCAGAGUUGUAAAUAUUUCACCAGCACAAAAAAAAAACGACGAUAUGUUUUGUAGUUUCACAACAAAUAAAAAAAAGGAAAGUUCUUCUCUUCUA